Molecule: messenger RNA, 2439 nt
Organism: Suncus etruscus (white-toothed pygmy shrew)
Lineage: Eukaryota; Metazoa; Chordata; Mammalia; Eulipotyphla; Soricidae
Gene: ANGEL2
Product: angel homolog 2
Exons: 9
Coding region: 84-1679 (531 amino acids)
Biological process (GO): 3'-UTR-mediated mRNA stabilization
Molecular function (GO): 3'-5'-RNA exonuclease activity; mRNA 3'-UTR binding
Source: RefSeq, a predicted model, not a curated record
CCAGCGUGCCCCGCGGUCGGCCCGCUCGCCUACGGGUGGGCAUGUGAAAUCGCUGCGGGACGUCGUGGCCUCGCGGAGCCGGCAUGGAAGCGUGGCGCUGCGUGAGGAGGAGCUACGGCCGCUGUGCGGCGGGCCGAGGCCGCUCCCCCAUGCUGCUCCGUAUGCAGAGGACUCUGGGCCGAGACUGGACGGUGCCGUGGGAGGCGCUGCAGAGCCGCUGCUGGCACAGAUACGUCUUGAGUUGCAUGAGGUGGCCAGGACGUUAUUCCCGUGUCCCAUACCCCUACCUGAGCACUCGGCGGUUUUCCUUGAAUUUGAGGCCACCCCGCUGGCUGGAAUCCGGAAGUCAACUCCAGCACCUGAGCCGCCCCUCCUGGCUCCAUCUCUCCGGCUACAUCAUGACCCAGGAGUCCGAGGCACCCUCGUCCAAACGGAGGAAGCGCCAAGGUGUGCUGCAGCGGCACUGGGAGUACAUACGCAGCAAGAAGGAACAGGCCAGAGUCGAUGGAGACAGCAACGACACCCAGCGAGAGGACAGCAGCACCACCUUUGACUUCUCAGUGAUGUCCUACAAUAUCCUGGCCCAGGACCUGCUGGAGGACAACUCACAUCUAUACCGGCACUGCCAGAGGCGACUUCUACACUGGGGCUUUCGCUUUCCCAACAUCCUGAAAGAGAUCAAACAUCUGGAUGCAGAUAUACUGUGUUUACAAGAAGUUCAAGAAGAUCAUUAUGGAGCAGAAAUAAGACCAAGUUUGGAAUCACUGGGAUAUCACUGUGAAUACAAGAUGCGGACGGGCCGGAAGCCCGAUGGCUGCGCCAUCUGCUUCAAGCACUCCAAGUUCUCCCUCCUGUCAGCCAAUCCUGUAGAGUUCUACCGGCGUAAUGUUGCACUGCUGGACCGGGACAACGUGGGGCUGGUGCUGCUCCUGCAGCCCAAAGCACCACAUGCCUCCUGCCCUGUGGUGUGUGUGGCUAACACACACCUGCUCUACAACCCACGGCGGGGUGACAUCAAGCUCACGCAGCUGGCUAUACUCCUGGCUGAGAUGACCCGUGUGGCCCAGCAGCAGGAUGGCAGCUUCUGCCCCGUGGUCAUGUGUGGUGACUUCAACUCUGUGCCUGGCUCCCCACUUUACAGCUUCAUCAGGGACGGGAAGCUGGACUACGAGGGACUCGCCAUAGGCCAGGUCUCUGGCCAGGAGCAGUCAUCCCGGGGACACAGAACCCUGACCAUACCCAUCUGGCCCCCCAGUCUCGGCAUCUCCCAGAACUGUGUUUACGAGGCCACCAAAAUGGCAGCACCCACAGGCGCUGGCCCAACGCAGACACCGCUGGACAAAGCAGACGAGAGCGCCAGCAAGCCACCCUCCAGCUUGCAGCACCAUUUCAGUCUGGCAUCAGUGUACUCCCACUACGAAGCCAACUCAGGCAUCCCAGAGGUGACCACCUGCCACUCCCGAAGUGCCAUCACCGUGGACUACAUAUUCUACUCUGCCACAAAGGAUGCUGCCUCUGAGCAGCAAGGCACUGAGCUGGCUUCUGUUGGCAGCUUGACGCUGCUUGCCAGACUGUCCCUGCUCACGGAACACGACCUGUGGGCCGUCAAUGGGCUCCCCAACCAGAACAGCUCCUCUGACCACCUGCCACUGCUGGCCAAGUUCCGGCUGCAGCUCUGACACGCCCACAGCUCUAGUGCUCAGUUCUUCACUGACUCUCGUUCGUUCUGUACAAGUUGAUGUGUCAUCUUUCUGUGCUGUGGAGUCUUUCAGUUGUGUUAAAUGUUUGAAGCAGACGCAAAAUAACCUUUUUUAAAUUUUAAAUUAUUGUAUCCAAACACCAUGGUUAUAAGGUUGUUCAUACUGCAAUGGUUUUUCUUUUCAUGAUUGCAAAAUUGUUCGUGAUUGAGUUUCAGUGUCCAACACCAUUCACCGAUGCUCGUUUCCUGCCUCCAAUGUCUCCCAUUUCCCUCCCACCUACCCUCCUGCCUGCCUUCAGGGCAGACAUUUUUCAUCUCUUUCUCUCUCUCCCCUCCUCCACCCUCUCUUUCCUCUCAUCUCUCUCCUCCCUCCCUUUUAUAUACUGUGGCUUGCAGUAUUGUUGCUGAAUGGGGUAUCAUGCAUAGCAUUUUUCCUCCUUUCAGCACCCAGUUCUGCCCAGAGUGAUCAUUUUUAACUCUUGUUGUCACGGUGGUCCCUUUUCUGCCCUCACUGCACUCCCCACUCUGACAAGCUUCCUACCAUGAAUUGGUCCUCCUGGCCCUCGUCUCUAUUGACUCUGGAUAUUAAUACCAUACUAUUGUCAAAAGAUAAUUUUGCAACAAUUUUCUAAUAACAAAAAAAUUAUUUUCCUGACACGUGGGACUUAAAUGUUCUUUAUUGUAAAAAGACAAAAUGUAAAUAUUUUUUAUUCUCAUAAAUCUUGCUGGUGAUUUGUAAA